Tetrahymena thermophila SB210 is the source of this 2670-nucleotide messenger RNA. Its product is annotated as PX-SNX-like domain protein. The transcript has 8 exons. Gene Ontology annotation, molecular function: phosphatidylinositol binding. Gene Ontology annotation, cellular component: endosome. Lineage: Eukaryota; Ciliophora; Oligohymenophorea; Hymenostomatida; Tetrahymenidae. The record is from RefSeq and is a predicted model, not a curated record.
AAAAAAAAAUUUGAUAAAAAUACACACACAAAUAGAACUAAUAAAAAGCAAACAGAAAUGUCAACUUCAACAGAAAGAAAAUAAAACUAUUUAUAUGAUGAAAUUAUAGGUCAAGGAUUCGAUGCAGAAGUGUUUAUGAACUAUAUGGCAGAAGCAAAAGAAGAUGGUACAAAUAUUGAGAGAUGGACAAUGGCCGAAUUAGUCAAUAUAGUAAGUGAAUUCAAGGAUAAGUAUUCUAACUCAUAGCUUUAGCAAGAAAAUAACAAUGCAAAUGAUUAUAAUAGUUAAGUUCAUUAGCCAUAAUAGAAUUAUGAUACCAAUAAUCCUUACGGAUAUGAUAAUUAAUACAGCGCUGCUGCAUCUACUAUAAAUCAUGAGAAGCCUUAAGUACAUGAGGAACCACAAUUUGAGAAAAAACAAAGUGAUAAUAAAUAAACUGAUUUGAAAUUUGGAGGAUUUUAAUAAGAUUUUAAUUAGUAAAGUCUUAAUUAAUAAAAUAUUUAAUAAUAGAGUUCAGUAAACAUGUAGACAUCUUAAAAUUAUAGUUUUCAGCAAAGUUAGGUUUAAGCAAAAUAAAAUUAAUAAGAAGCAGCAAUCAAGCCUAAUACCGGAUCCUAAAAUAUUAAGAAUAAUGAAAUUAAUUAAUAACCUUAAUAGCCUUUAAAUGAUAUGAACGCGAGCAAAAAUAAACCUUAAUUUUCUGAAACAAUACAAUUUGACCCUGGUUUGAGCAGCUUGAUUAAAGCCUCUGAUCCAUUUUAAAAUUUUAAUAGCUCAUAAAAAAGCAAUAUGCCAACCCAAAAUUUUGAAAACAGUCAUAUCUGGAGUAAUCCCUUAGGAAACAAUAUCCAAAGUAGCAAUAAUAAUUGGACUGCAACAUCUUAGUCAGAUCCAUUUGCAAUGAUUAGUACAGGGAAAACUUAAGAUCCUUUUGCUAUGGUUAAUUAAGGAAAUAAUUAAGAUCCUUUUGCUAUGUUCCAAUCAACAACUAAUACAGUAAGUUCAUAAAACUAAUCUGAUAAAAAUGAUCCAUUCAGUAGUUUUUAUUAACCUCAAACAGCAUAAAAAUAGUAAUAAUAGCCAUAAAAAAUACCUUCAUAACCCCCAGCACCUGUUCACUAAAAUCCUUAAACACAAAAAACAAAUGAUAUUGAUAUAGAAGAUUUUUUAUUUGGUGGAAUAGGUAGUAAUAAUAAAGCACAAAAACCAAAUCCACAAAUAAAUGUUUAAACAGCUGUAGCUGCUCCAGUAGUUGCAGCAGUAGGAGUCAAAGCUAUAAAUAAUAAUAUUAGUAAUAAUAAUAGCAAUAUUCAAUAGGUUUAGGAUUAGUCUAAAAAUAAGUAAGCUGCUUAAUAAGUUAGUUCUGCUGCAUAGAAAUAACCUUAAAAAUAAACAAAUUAAAAUCAAGAUUUAACUUCUCAAAUAAAAGAACCUGUACCAAACAGCAAUAAGAAUAGUGAAGAAAAAUACAAAACAGAAAAAGCAUGUAAAAAGAGCGUUUAAACAGUUGUUGGUGUAAAGCCUGAAGUCGUAGUUUCGAUAGUAGAGCAUGAAAUAGUUCAAGGAUCUUUGUUCAGUAUUGGAGGAAGUAAUUUAGCUAUCUAUCAUGUUAAGACAAUGCCUUUUAACUGGACAGUUAAAAGAAAAUAAAAUGAUUUCAUUUGGCUUAGAAAUAUUCUAAUAAAAAUGUAUCCAGGUAUACCUAUUCCUCCACUUCCUGGAAAGACAAUGAAGUCCCUCGAUGAUAAGCUUGUCUAAAGGAGAAAAGGAUAUUUUGAAAGUUUCCUAUAUGAGAUUUUAUCUUAGCCUGAUCUUAAGUCUUCUAAAUUUAUAACAGAUUUCCUUUCCAUAGGCGAUGAUAAAAUAUUUAAACAGAGAAUAAAAGAAACAGAAAAAUGCAAUCGUCCUAAAAAUUUAAACGAAAUAGAAACAACUUCAGGAAAAAUCUAUUUAAACAAAAAUCCUGAGUGCAACAAUCAUUCUUAAAUAAUAUCAGAAUACUUUACUGAAAAUGAUUAGUGCUAUGAAAAGUUGAAAAAACUCUCCAAAUAGUUAAUGGAUGCUUAUGGUCAUGUAGGAGGUAUUCUACAUUAAAUGGGUGAUACUUUUGCUCAGCUUCACACAAAUGUUGUAACAUACGAUUAAAAAGCUAUGCAAUCUUCUUAGAUUAAGGAAUUAGAAGAAACAUACAAAAUAAUGAAUAAUAUGUGUGUAAUGCAAGCGAAUUCCUUUUCAGAUCAAAUUAAAAUUUUCUAAAAUCACUUUUAUAAUUUCUUCAAAUUCCACAAAGACAAUCUCACAGGAUUAAAAGAAGUUGUAAAGACAAGAAAUGAGUUGAACUAAAUCCUUGCUAAAAAAGAUUCAAAUGAAAGUAGUUUUUCAAAUAUCUUUAGAUCAUCAAAGGAGGCAGUUUACCAUCCCUCAAAAAUAUUGAAAGAAUUGGAUGAGUAAGUAGGCUACUAUAAUGAGAUGAUGCUGCUUGGAACUCGAAAAAUAUUACAUAAUCGUGCUAAUACUUAUUCAAAGCAUUUUAUGACGUACUGCAAUUUACAAAAAUCUAUUGUUGCAGAAAUGGGCACUGUUUGGCAGGAUAUUUCAGAUCAUUUUAAUAAUGUUUUGAAAAAUGAAAUUGGAAAGAAGAAAAUAGAAAUAAUGAAAAAAGUAAAUUGA